AUGAAGCAGUACCUCCAGUACCUCGCGGCGACCCUGCCCCUGGUGGGCCUGGCCACGGCCCAGCAGGCGGGUAACCUGCAGACCGAGACUCACCCCAGGCUCACUUGGUCCAAGUGCACGGCCCCGGGAUCCUGCCAACAGGUCAACGGCGAGGUCGUCAUCGACUCCAACUGGCGCUGGGUGCACGACGAGAACGCGCAGAACUGCUACGACGGCAACCAGUGGACCAACGCUUGCAGCUCUGCCACCGACUGCGCCGAGAAUUGCGCGCUCGAGGGUGCCGACUACCAGGGCACCUAUGGCGCCUCGACCAGCGGCAAUGCCCUGACGCUCACCUUCGUCACUAAGCACGAGUACGGCACCAACAUUGGCUCGCGCCUCUACCUCAUGAACGGCGCGAACAAGUACCAGAUGUUCACCCUCAAGGGCAACGAGCUGGCCUUCGACGUCGACCUCUCGGCCGUCGAGUGCGGCCUCAACAGCGCCCUCUACUUCGUGGCCAUGGAGGAGGAUGGCGGUGUGUCGAGCUACCCGACCAACACGGCCGGUGCUAAGUUCGGCACUGGGUACUGCGACGCCCAAUGCGCACGCGACCUCAAGUUCGUCGGCGGCAAGGGCAACAUCGAGGGCUGGAAGCCGUCCACCAACGAUGCCAAUGCCGGUGUCGGUCCUUAUGGCGGGUGCUGCGCUGAGAUCGACGUCUGGGAGUCGAACAAGUAUGCUUUCGCUUUCACCCCGCACGGUUGCGAGAACCCUAAAUACCACGUCUGCGAGACCACCAACUGCGGUGGCACCUACUCCGAGGACCGCUUCGCUGGUGACUGCGAUGCCAACGGCUGCGACUACAACCCCUACCGCAUGGGCAACCAGGACUUCUACGGUCCCGGCUUGACGGUCGAUACCAGCAAGAAGUUCACCGUCGUCAGCCAGUUCGAGGAGAACAAGCUCACCCAGUUCUUCGUCCAGGACGGCAAGAAGAUUGAGAUCCCCGGCCCCAAGGUCGAGGGCAUCGAUGCGGACAGCGCCGCUAUCACCCCUGAGCUGUGCAGUGCCCUGUUCAAGGCCUUCGAUGACCGUGACCGCUUCUCGGAGGUUGGCGGCUUCGAUGCCAUCAACACGGCCCUCAGCACUCCCAUGGUCCUCGUCAUGUCCAUCUGGGAUGAUCACUACGCCAAUAUGCUCUGGCUCGACUCGAGCUACCCCCCUGAGAAGGCUGGCCAGCCUGGCGGUGACCGUGGCCCGUGUCCUCAGGACUCUGGCGUCCCGGCCGACGUUGAGGCUCAGUACCCUAAUGCCAAGGUCAUCUGGUCCAACAUCCGCUUCGGCCCCAUCGGCUCGACUGUCAACGUCUAA
Messenger RNA from Thermothelomyces thermophilus ATCC 42464, 1353 nucleotides. RefSeq names its product glycoside hydrolase family 7 protein. NCBI's taxonomy places the organism in Eukaryota, Fungi, Ascomycota, Sordariomycetes, Sordariales, Chaetomiaceae. Bases 1 to 1353 code for a protein of 450 amino acids. The record is from RefSeq and is a predicted model, not a curated record. The transcript has 6 exons. Gene Ontology annotation, molecular function: hydrolase activity, hydrolyzing O-glycosyl compounds. Gene Ontology annotation, biological process: carbohydrate metabolic process.